Molecule: messenger RNA, 411 nt
Organism: Mesocestoides corti
Lineage: Eukaryota; Metazoa; Platyhelminthes; Cestoda; Cyclophyllidea; Mesocestoididae
Source: the annotation of a GenBank genome assembly
CCCAACGGGGUGGGUCGGUUCUUCGGAUACGCCGACUCCGCUGCAGCCUUUCUUCAGCAGGUCCUACAGCACCGAAAUUCGCCAUCACUACUCGAGAAAACUGGUGAUGUGCGAGCGGUGAGGAUGGAAGACUACGAUAAGAAAGGUCCAAAUUGUGCGUUUUGGAUGCAGUUUGACAUGGCGUUGGUGAGCAUUCACGUCUCCAAUCUGCAAGUGGUUCGACAAGGCGCCAACUAUCCAAAUUCAGAAGCUGAGUUCCUCCCACAGGCACCUUCAACACGUGUCAAAUGUAUCACACUGGCGCAUUCACGAGAAGUGAGUUGUGGAGUGUGCUCGCACUUCGUUGACCGCCGUCAGCCACCAACCCCACCACCUCUCACUCUUCAACUUUCACCAUCUUCCUUCGCUUGA